Siniperca chuatsi (mandarin fish) is the source of this 2822-nucleotide messenger RNA. RefSeq names its product leucine rich repeat containing 14B (gene lrrc14b). The transcript has 3 exons. Bases 627 to 2210 code for a protein of 527 amino acids. NCBI's taxonomy places the organism in Eukaryota, Metazoa, Chordata, Actinopteri, Centrarchiformes, Sinipercidae. The record is from RefSeq and is a predicted model, not a curated record. Gene Ontology annotation, biological process: negative regulation of cell differentiation; negative regulation of DNA-templated transcription; negative regulation of apoptotic process. Gene Ontology annotation, cellular component: cytoplasm.
UUUUUCAGUGGCACAAUACAGACAUUAUGUCACAGUGUCUAAAACAACAGUAAACAUCAGGUUGUUUUUAGACUCCACAUCUGCACCAAUGUUUACAUCGGGAGAAAUCUAUCAUGGAGCAGCAACAGCACUUUAUCACAAACUACCUUCUCAAAUGUAUCAAACAUUGCAAAGUGAUGUUUCUGUAGCACAGAUUUGAUUGUUCCUGUAUUGCUGUUCUACUUCUGCUCUCAUAACUUUGUUUUCUUUGGUCCGUACAACUUGUGUGUGUAGUGUAGGCCUCACGGAGACGUGUUGUCAGUAGUGACAAGUGGCAUUCAAAUGUUGUUCCUACUUAUCUCUCUGGCAAAAGUAGCAAAUAGACACUGUACCCGACGAAGGACGUGAGACAGCUGUUUCUAUUAAUAACCUCUACCCUAUUACCUAUCACGAGACCUCGUGCCUUGCUUCUGCCUCACCACAGCAAGCUUCGUCACAACAACCAGACAGAAGAAAUCAACAAAGCAGCAACCACAGAUUAGCAAAACACUUGACACGUAGAGCUGUUUGACUUCAGCUCUCAUCAACAACCAGGAAACUCGCAGACCUGUUAGUACAAGAAAACACCAGGGAUAAAACCUGGAAACAUGAAGUCACUGCGAUUCCUUGCAGCCGAGGGCUUCGUCCAGAGCGGUCCGAGUGCUCUGGAGAACCUCAACUGUGUGUCUUUUAACCUCUACCCACUACUAUUCAAGGCCUGCUACCUACAUGAACAGGCUGACAUGCUACGUGUUUUGGUCCAGUCAUGGCCUCUUCCCGAGCUUAACCUACACAGGAUCCUGGGAAAGACAGUCGACUGUCAGAUGGACCUCACCUCCCGCACUUGCCGGCUUUGUCUGGAGGCGAUCCUAACUGGCUUAAAGGAUUAUGUGCUGUCUCCUCCAAGAACCUACACCAAGAGCCUGCAUGUGGUGGACCUGACUGCCCUGAGGGAUAUCGAACACCAGGCCUGCCCCUGCCAGUCCACCCUGGGUCGAUGGGCAAGAACCCAGCUCUUGACCCAAAUGUGCUAUGAGACAAUGGUGGCCAUGCAAGCCAGCGACGUGUCCCAUUCUGCCUUUGACACAUCUAUUAAUAUCCGUCUGAACGGCUUUGUCACAGGCCGCAACUAUGAGCUGGUGGCUCAGGCCCUCCUCCUCCUCCGCUACUGUCCACUGAAGCUUCGGUUUGUUAGUUUUCGGGCUGAUUCCCUCGCUCUCAAGCAGCUGUUCUAUGUCCUUCGCCUAGCAGAACCUGAGUCCAUUUCAAAGCUGGAGGUAGUCCACAAUGUUCCCCUGGAAGCCACACACUUGGAGGUGCUGCUGUCCAGGGUGGAAUUCCCCAAAUUACAAUCUUUGGCCCUGCCAGCUGGGGCGUUGGAUGUUAGGAGGUUGGGCUCUGAUGAUGACGACCUGCUGGCCACCAUCGGCAAUCUGCUGGGACAACUGAGCAGCCUGACUGAGCUCUCUAUUAGUUUCUCCACUCUAACUGGACACCUACGCAGACUGCUCAAUCCUCUCAACACUCCACUGCAGUGCUUGGAGUUGGCCAACUGUUGCCUGAACCGUGUGGACAUGACGUACCUUUCCAACAGCCUCCACAGUGAGUCCAUGGUCCGUCUGGACAUAAGUGGACAUGACAUCUUCGGCUCUUUCUCCACCGCUUUCCACAAACUGCUCGGCCGUUGCUCUGCCACACUGGCCUGUCUGGCCCUUGAAGAAUGUAACAUAGAGGACGAGCACAUGGCCGCCUUCACCAAUGCUCUGGCUUGCUGUCAGGUGCUGGAGGAGCUCAGAAUCCUGGGAAACCCUCUGACCUCUGCAGCCCUACAGAGGUUAUUCUCCAUGCUAGCUGCAGGCUUUCCUAAGUUAAAGUACAUAGAGGUACCAGUUCCCCGCGAGUGCUACUCUGAGAAUGUAACUUAUCCUCUUGAUGAUUCAGUCCUACUGCAGUACAACAGGGAGUUGUUUCAGGAGGUCAAGGGCCAGCUGAUAGGGAUCCUGGAAGGAGCUGGUAGAGGGAGUGUGGAGGUGUGCACCCCACUCAUGGGGGCCUAUGACCCAGACAUUAAUGAAACCAGCAACGAGCUGGGAGUAUCAAUAUUACAAUCUUUUAACAGCGUCGUUGGGAACUUCAUAGGAACCAUAAAUGACUUGGACAAUAGGAGAUCACAGGCUCAGAAAGAUAAUUAACGGGGUUGCCUUUGGAUGGAUCAAAUAAAUGGACUGACAAAAAAAGGGUCAUGAACUCAGACUGUUUACAUGAAUCUAGACAUUUGUGUAAAGUAGACCUGAAUCUUCACACCUUAACAGAAAUGUUCAUGCUUUGUUGACUAUGAGUGACCCUUGCACACAGUUUCUUGCUUUUCAAGGCUGUGUUCUUCUGCUAUAGCAAAUUAGACUAGCUAUAUUUAUUUUAAUGUAGUGCUAGGACAGUUAGCUAGCAAAAAGUCAUCACUGUUCUAUGCAUGACUUAAGGCCAACACUGUGAAAAUAGUAAACUAGGUUUGUUUGACUAUAGAUUAACAUCAUAUACAGGACUUCCAAUCCUGAGGAUAUAUUAUCUCAACAGAGGAUUAUGUUCUUCCCAGUACUUCCAACAGUCUGUAAGCCAAAAAGAUGUGCAGUGAAAAUAGAUACUUGAAGUUUGCCUGGGAUAUUUUCUUACCUGUAUCUAUUGUUCAUGUUCUUAUGCAUUUGUAAAGGUAAAUAGCACAAAUUUGCAACACGGGACAGAUCUGAUUUAGCAAGUAAUCAAUGUAACUGUUUCAUUUUGUCAUAUCAAUAAAUAAAAACUUAAAAUAG